CCCUAAACCCUAAUUUCCCGAAACCAUGCUGAGGACGUUUUCACUCCAAGCUCGCAAUCUGCUUCAUUCUGUUCCGAAGAAGAAGGCAAUCCCUAGUCCAUCACUCGUUCGGCUUGCCGGUUCGAAUCGUUCUCGUCUCAGGCUGUUUUCGUCCAAGUCCAACUCGCCGUCCAAUGACGUAGACGACGUCGAUAGCCAAGAGCUGAAAAGACGGAUAGAUAAGUUCUACGAGGGUGAUGCAGAUGCGGUGCCAUCAAUUUUCGAGGCCAUUCUGAAGAGGAAGCUCUCAGGGAAGCAUGAAGACAGUGAUGAUGAGUUGGUGAAAGAACUUCAGGAAAGACUUCCUAUAACUGAAGCUGACGACGAAGAAACAGAUUCUGAUACGGAUUCCAGUGAGACUGAUGAAGAAGAGUUUGAUAUUGAUUCGUAUGGGAGUCAUCAAGAAGUCAAUGAUUCAGAUACAACCAAGCAAAGGAGGGGGAGGGAAGAAUAAUAACUUCAAUAUGGUUGGAAUCAUGUUCUAUGAUAGUGGAUGUCUAUGAACAUUCUCUCUCUCUCUCUCUCUCUCUCUUUUUCCUGUCUUUUUGACUUUGAUUUAUCAGGAGAGAGGAUUUGUAUUAUGUUGAUUGAGUUCUUUUGGCACAAUGCAGGGAUAUAUAUGUUUUGGUGCAGAAAGUUUGAAAGUUCUUAAUAUAAAAGCAUUAGGGGAUAGUGCAACAUUACAUAAGGAGACUUAUGAUGAAGAAUUCAUUUAGCUCAUUGCACUUGGAAUAGAAUUUGCUUUUGUGCU
Molecule: messenger RNA, 790 nt
Organism: Tripterygium wilfordii
Lineage: Eukaryota; Viridiplantae; Streptophyta; Magnoliopsida; Celastrales; Celastraceae
Product: nuclear polyadenylated RNA-binding protein 3
Exons: 2
Coding region: 26-493 (155 amino acids)
Source: RefSeq, a predicted model, not a curated record